GAGGACUCUCUAUCGUCGACCAUUGGUCCUCAAUUUGCCGACCAAUCAUUGGGAAAGUGCCCACGAAAAUAUCCAAUAGUUAGGAAGUGCUUGCGAUGGACCAACUCGGAGAAGGACAGGCAGUUGUCGUCGGCAGUGCCGGCGGAACUGUCCAGGUUGUGCAAAUGGGUCAAGGAGGUCAGGCAAUGAUGUUGCCACAAGCUAUACAAGUUGCAGCACCGAAUGGACAAAUACAAGUUGUUCCAGUUUCUAGUUUAACUAAUACAGGACAACAGAUCGUGAUUCAGCAGCCGCAGACACCACAAAUCAUUCAAACUCCAGAUGGGCAAACAUACAUUUAUCAACCAGUUCAAUUAGAAGGACAAGUUCAGCAAACGCAACCAACAGUAAUUAAUAUCAAUGGCAAUCUCAUGCAAAUUGCUGGAACAACGUCGCAAACGGCAACGACUGCGGCAACCACAACACCAGUGCAGCCUUUAGCAAGUCCUACAGCAACAGCUUCUCAGGCAGGAAACCUUGUCAUGAUGGUACCAGGAAACAGUGGCCAGACACAAUUUCAAAGGGUAGCAUUACCUAAUGCAGAAGUAUUUGAAGAAGAGCCUUUAUAUGUAAACGCAAAGCAAUACAGACGUAUAUUAAAACGUCGUCAAGCUCGUGCUAAGUUAGAGGCCGAAGGAAAAAUACCCAAGGAAAGACCAAAAUAUCUUCACGAAUCUCGUCAUCGACAUGCUAUGAAUAGAAUUCGUGGUGAGGGCGGGCGUUUCCAUUCUGGCCAAGUAAAGAAACGAAAGUAAGUGUCUGUUGUUGCCUUAUUACUUGAAUUGGUUUUUGUACAAUC
Dufourea novaeangliae is the source of this 838-nucleotide messenger RNA. It is a transcript of the gene Nf-YA, whose product is annotated as nuclear transcription factor Y subunit alpha. The record is from RefSeq and is a predicted model, not a curated record. Lineage: Eukaryota; Metazoa; Arthropoda; Insecta; Hymenoptera; Halictidae. Gene Ontology annotation, molecular function: RNA polymerase II cis-regulatory region sequence-specific DNA binding; DNA-binding transcription factor activity, RNA polymerase II-specific. Bases 96 to 794 code for a protein of 232 amino acids. Gene Ontology annotation, cellular component: CCAAT-binding factor complex. Gene Ontology annotation, biological process: regulation of transcription by RNA polymerase II. The transcript is spliced from 5 exons.